UGAAAAGGUUUUGUACUUUUGUGUUUUGUGUUUAUAGUGACUACUGUACUUAUAUACCGUUUAUGUAGUGUGUACCAGACACCAGUCGUAUUUCACAAUAAUUAUUAAUUAAUAUUUGUUCAUACUUCGUAAGUUCGUAGGUAGGUAAUAGGUAUACUUAGUAUAAUCGUAUUCAUUAUCAUAAGCAAGUCGUUUUCGGUCGUCGUUUUCAAAUAUGUCGCUGUCCAAAACGACAAACACGUAUAACCGACAGAAUUGGGAAGACUCCGACUUUCCAAUUGUUUGUGAAACAUGUUUAGGAGAUAGCCCUUACUUGCGAAUGGCAAAAGAAAAAUAUGGUAAGGAGUGUGAAGUUUGUGCGAGGCCGUUCACAGUAUUCCGUUGGUGUCCAGGCGCUAGAAUGCGUUUCAAGAAAACUGAAAUAUGUCAAACCUGUGCACGGUUAAGAAAUGCUUGCCAGACAUGUUUAUUGGAUCUUGAAUAUGGGCUUCCUUUACAAGUUCGUGAUGCUGCAUUAAAAAUUAAAGAACAAAUUCCCAAAUCUGAUGUUAAUAAAGAAUAUUUUGUUCAAAAUAUGGAUUCUGAACUAGCUAAAAUGGAUGAAGCUGGAGGAAAAUGUCAGAACGCUAGUGAUGUACUGGCCAAAAUGGCUCGCAAAGCUCCUUACUAUGAACGUAACCGGCCACACAUUUGUUCAUUUUGGGUGAAAGGUGAAUGUCGCCGAGGAGAAGAAUGUCCAUACCGUCAUGAAAGACCUACAGACCCAGAGGAUCCACUAUCGAAUCAAAAUUUCAAAGACAGGUAUUAUGGUGUGAAUGAUCCUGUUGCCGAGAAAAUGAUGAACAGAGCUAGUGAAAUGCCAAAACUGGAGAAACCAGAGGAUCAAACAAUCACAACACUUUAUGUUGGCAACCUGAAUGAUAUAACUACAGAAAAAGAUUUGAGGGAUGUAUUUUAUCAAUAUGGAGAAAUACGAAACAUUACUCAUGUAGCUCAUCAGAAUUGUGCAUUCAUUCAGUAUACCACACGAGCUGCAGCCGAAAUGGGAGCUGAGAGCACUUAUGGUCGUUUGACAUUGGGUGGACAUAAAUUGAACGUACGUUGGGGUCAUGCUCAAGCACGUAAAGAUAAGGAAACUACUAGUAUAGCGGCUAUGAAAGAAACCAAAAUGAAACCUUCGCCAGGAUUACCUGCUCCAUUACCACCAUUGCCUACGGAAUUACAAAACAAUUUUUUCAACAUUGCUCCUCAAGCAGUGCCUGUCGUUGCUACACCUUUUAUACCUGUCAUGCCAGCAUUACCUCAUCCGAGUAUGCAGUACAUGUCAACUCCCCUUUACCCACCGGGUACAAGCAAAUAAUGUUUAAAAAAAAAAAAAAUUAUAAUUCAUUUUUUACACGUUUUUGAUCCAAGUAUAACAGACAACUCCGAUAACCAAUCCCAAUUAUUAUAUAACUACAUCUAAAUAUCAUAUUUAGAAAUAAUAAAAUACUUGAAAGACAUCAA
Molecule: messenger RNA, 1506 nt
Organism: Metopolophium dirhodum (rose-grain aphid)
Lineage: Eukaryota; Metazoa; Arthropoda; Insecta; Hemiptera; Aphididae
Product: pre-mRNA-splicing factor RBM22
Exons: 8
Coding region: 215-1360 (381 amino acids)
Cellular component (GO): U2-type catalytic step 1 spliceosome; U2-type catalytic step 2 spliceosome; Prp19 complex
Molecular function (GO): metal ion binding; U6 snRNA binding; pre-mRNA binding
Source: RefSeq, a predicted model, not a curated record